Orbicella faveolata is the source of this 1708-nucleotide messenger RNA. RefSeq names its product protein-serine O-palmitoleoyltransferase porcupine-like. Gene Ontology annotation, molecular function: Wnt-protein binding; palmitoleoyltransferase activity. NCBI's taxonomy places the organism in Eukaryota, Metazoa, Cnidaria, Anthozoa, Scleractinia, Merulinidae. Gene Ontology annotation, cellular component: membrane; endoplasmic reticulum. The record is from RefSeq and is a predicted model, not a curated record. Gene Ontology annotation, biological process: lipid modification; protein palmitoylation; Wnt protein secretion.
UUUUCCGCGGCGGGUCCCGCGGGUCGGUCCGCGGCGGAACCUUUGGAAUUUUUUGACAGCAAGGAAUUAAAGACGCUCCAUCUUCAGAAAUGGACGAAAUACAAUUGCCAGAUUACGUUGAUGAGAACUUAAUAGAGUACUUUGACGAUCCUGAUGAACUGUUGUUGUACGAAGAUUUGGAAGAGAUGUACAAAUAUGGCCGCUUCUUCUACAUGUUCAAGUCUUGUGUUGGGCCGACAACAACCCAAACCGUUGAUUUGGUCGGUCCGCUACUGGCCAUGUGUCUCAUCCUGCGGCUUGUAUCAAUGCUUAAACUGCCAAGACUCGUAGUCCAUUUAGUUUCUUUCGUUUGCGGACUGGCGGCGUUAUUUUUGUUCACUAAAAAGAACUCCGUGUAUCCUUUAACCAUGAGCGCGCUCGGCUAUGCACUGCUGUUCGUGAAGAAUGGAAACAGAGGCAUGGUGAUGGCGAUUACGUCGGUCGCGUUCAUUAUCAUGUGUGAACUUUUCAUUGUUCAAGCUGAAAACUGGCACCAAGUUCGAGGUUCAAUGAUGGUACUGGUGAUGAAGCUUAUUUCCCUGGCUUUUGAUCUGGAUAAAGGAGUGAUAUCUCGGCCAAAUAUUCUGGAAUACUUUGGUUAUUCUGUGUCAGUCAGUUCUGUUAUAUUCGGACCCUUCAUGACAUAUACAGACUAUUGUCAGAUUUUGGUGGGGAAAAGGAUGAGUUUCUUGUGGUUUCUUGGAGUGAUCAGGAGUUGUUUUCUGUCGCAUUGUUGCUUGAUCAUAUCAGCCUGUAUAGCACCAUGGAUAUUUGAAGAGGACUCAUUUAAGUGGUUUAUGGCAUAUCAAGCAGCAAUGUCCUUUAGAUUCAGUCAUUAUUUUGUCAGUUUCCUAUCAGAAUGUACCAGUUUAUUAAGUGGAAUUGGAACUGAAGUGAACCAAGAAGGAAAACAAAUAACCAUAUGGAGGUCUGACGUAGCACGGCCACAGCAUAUUGAGCUCCCUCGUUCAUUGGUGGAGGUAGUUGUACACUGGAACAUUCCAAUGCAUGUGUUUCUGAAAAAUUAUGUGUUUAAAAAGGCUCUGCCUCUUGGAAGAUUUAUUGCUGUUCUCUUUACAUUUGGGUUGAGCUCAUUGCUCCAUGGCAUUAAUUUCCAGCUAGCUGCAGUUUUGAUUUCUAUUGGAACAUAUGCUUACAUUGAGCAUGUGUUUCGCCAGAAGCUGGGGAGAAUUUUCAAUGCUUGUAUCUUAGCAAGAAAAUGCAGGCCAGACUGUGGACAUGUUUAUGGUGAGGCCAACUUUUGGGUACUUGCCGCAAAUCUUGGCUUUAGCUUUCUUGCAGUGUUUCACUUGGCAUAUUUGGGGAUCAUGUUUGGUAGUGACUCGGGAGAGCAGGAAAGGGGUUAUGGCAUGAAGCACACUCUAAGCAAAUGGUCUCACUUGGAUUUUGCCAGUCACUGGGUAGCGUUAGUGACAUUCCUUCUUGGUAGAAUCAUUGGUUGAUCCAUAAAUCAAUCACGAGAGACAGAAACCACCACAGCUGAUUUGUAGCUGUUGUUUAUUUCAAAAAGACAACAUAAUAUACAAAUUGGAAUAAAAUCAGAAAACUAGCCUGCAGAGCAUGUGCCAUUAGAGUAUCACAAAGCAGUGAUACUCAGGACAAAUGUUCUAAAAGGCGUUCAGUAUGCCUGUGCCGAUCCUUAAUUAGG